AGCUUGGCCCAAGAUGCGUAGGUGAAUUCACCUUCUCUCAUUUUCCCAUCAGCUUUAUGACAUCACUUGCCCCAUUUUCCUCUUGACUUCUGUUUCUCAGUCUGUAGCCUGGCUUACAAGCAGCUAUACCACAAGCAGAGAGUUCAGUGCAGCUUCAGCUUGCACACCCUGAUGGACUUUCUGCCAGCCCAUAGCAAACAUUCUGGAAUCAGAAGCCCAGUGAACAGUACAGAAACACUGCUUUCCCCUAGUUGAGUGCCUCUUGCUGUUAAGCACACAUUUUGCUAAAUGAGAAAGAGAUUCAGCCCAGGCUGGGAGACAGCGUUGAGUCCUUGCUGAACUGGGGAUUUGGAUUUUCUAGGUGAGGUUGAUAUAAACAGGAAGAGUUGUUAGCUGCACGGCUAGGGGAUAGACAAUAAACAGUUUGCGCAGAAACAAGCAAUGGUGCUUCAAAAGCAUUUCCAGAUGAGUGUGGCUUCUCAGAAUCGUCUACACCACGGUAGCUCCCUAGGGCUGGCAGACCUACAGUGGAGCUGGAGCUGUUGGAAAGCAGCAAUGGUCUUUUCACUUUGACUUUUCUGGAAGCCCAAGGUCAGCUGCCCUGUUCUUUGCUGUCAUGUUCACUAUUCCUGGCAAGAUAUUCAGGAAGAGCUUCCUAAAAGUAACAGUAUAUAGGAUCAAAGAAGCUUGAGAUAUCCUUUUCCACAUUUAAUCAUUGAUUUAUGCCCACGCUACUCACUAGGAAGGAGUCUAGGAAGGAAACAGGGCUUUUAAGACUUUCUGGUACAUGUACAAAGUGUUACCAGUAUUUCAUCAGAAAAAAUAUUAACGGGAAGGCAGCAUAAAGUUCUUGUACAGAUAGACUAAUGAGCAAAUACAAUGGAAAUAUUAUACAAAUCUCUUGAGAGGUAGAGGGAAGGAAACCUAAUUUUCCAUGUCUCUGCAUGAUGAUCCUGUGCUUGAUGUUAGGAAACAGGAAGCAGAUAAACAGGAAAAAGAAGAAGGAGCUGGCAAAGAAAGUGCAAUAGGGAGAGUAGGUCACCCAGUGCAAAUGUACUGAGUGGUUCCGAUAGACAUUUUUAACAAUAGCAGGAAAAAGUCUGAAGAGGGUUCCACUUCAAGUAAAUCUCGGGUCAAAUGAUGGGGAUAUUUAGCCAUCCAUCAACUUCUGUGAAAUGUGGCAAAAGGAAACGUUUAUUGCUUAGUGUAUUGUUUUAAUGAGAUGUUUGCAUUGUUUUGUUUUUGUAACUAUGCUACUCUAUUGCCUGUCAACGUUUAUCACAGAAUCAUAGAAUGGCUUAGGUUGAAGGGAGCCUUAAAGACCAUCUAGUUCCAAUGUCCACGCAAGUGGCAGGGUUGCCAACUGUUAGAUCAGGCUGCCCAGAGCCCCAUCCAACCUGACCUUGAACACCUCCAGAAAUGGAUCAUCCACAAACUCUCUGGGCAACCUGUUUCAGUGCCUCUGCACUCUCUGAGUAAAAAAUUUCUUACAUCUAACCUAAAUCUACCCUCUUUUAGGUUAAAGCUAUUCCUCCUUGUCCAAUCACUAUCAGAUAGUGUAAAAAGUUGGGCUCCCUCCUGCUUAUAGCUCCGUUCAUGUACUGGAAGGCCACUAUGUGGCCUCCCUGGAGCCUUCUCCAAGCUAAACAAGCCCAAAUCCCUCUCUCUUUGAUCAUCUUUGUGGCCCUCCUUUGGACCUGCUCCAACAGCUCAGCAUCCUUUCUGUACUGGGAGCCUUGGGCCUGGACACACUACUCCAGAUGGGGCCUUAUAAGGGCAGAGUAGAGCCAACCACAUCCCUCUCAUUUGCUGGCCACUCUCCUGAUACAGCCCAGGAUACCAUUGGCCUUCCGAGCUUUCUUGGGCCUCUCUUCCCUCCAGGGCUUUCUCCCAUGUCUCCCUGCCAAGCAGUUCCCUGAAGACUUCCAAGUCUGCUCUCCUGAAGUCCAGAGUAGCAAGCUUGCUGCGCACCCUCUUUAAUACCCUGAGGAUAUUGAACUCUGUCAUUCCGUAGCCACAGCAACCAAAGCUCUGUCCUUGAGCUUCACAUUACUUACCAGCCCCUCCUCACUGGUGAGGACAAGGUCCAGCAUAGCACCUUUUCUCAUGGGUUCCUGUAUCACUUGGAAGAGGAAGUUAUCAACACAUUCCGGGAACCUCUUUGAUUUCUGGUGCUCUGCUGUAUUGUCCUGCCAACAGAUAUCGGGGUGGUUGAAGUCCCCUAUGAGGACCAUGUUUUGUGAAUUUGAGGCUGCUCCUAUCUGUUUAUAGAGAGCCUCAUCCACUUGGUCUUCCUCAUCAGGUGGCCUCACUAUGAUGUCACCUUCCUCUGCCUUCCCUUUAACCCUAACCUAUAAACUCUCUGUCAGCUCCUCGUCUAUCAGCAGGUGGAGCUCCAUAGACUCCAGGUGGUCAAUGAUGUAGAGGGCAUACCACUCCCCUUCUCCCUGCCUGUCUUUCCUAAAGAGCUUAUAACCUAUGCCAUUGUAGAAGGCCACUGGGUUGGUCAGGCACGAUCUGUCCUUGAUGAAGUCACACUGGCUGUUUCGGAUCACUCUCCACGUCUCAUGGAUCUGCUCCACAAUCUUCUCGGACACAGAUGUGAAGCUCAAUGGCCUGUAGUUUCCCAGGUCUUCCUUUUUCCCUUUCUUAAAAAUGGGAGUCAUGUUUCCCUUUUUCCAGUCACUGGGGUCUUCACCUGACAGCCAGAGAGUUUUUCAAAUAUGAUGGAGUGACUUGGCAACCAUGUGAGCCAGAUCCUUCAGGUCCCUGGGAUGCAUGUCAUCUGGCCCCAUGGACUUGUACACAUUCAGCCUCAUGAGGUGGUCUUGGACUUGCUCUGCUCUUACACUGGGAGUGAUUUUGCUCCCCCAAUACCCGCUUAGAAGUUUGGGGACAUGAGAAGCAUGAGAAGCCUGACUAGCUGUGAAGACCAAGGCAAAGAAUUCAUGAAGUACCUCAACCAUCUCCACAUCUGAGGAGGCCAGCUUUCCCUUUUCAAUUUUAUUAGGGCAGAUAUACUCUCCUUUGCCUUGUCUUCUGCCAAACGUACCUAAAGAAUCCUCUCUGGUUGUUUUUCACAUCCCUUGCCAAAUUCAAUUCCAUCUGUGCCUUGAUUUUCCUGGCUCCAUCCCUGCACAUCCAGACAGCAUCCCUAUAUUCUUCCCAGGCCACCCAUCCUUGCUUUCACAGCUUACACUUUCUCUUUCUUUCCCUCAGCCUGAUCAGCAGGUCUUUGCUCAGCCAUGCUGGUUUCCUGCCUCAUCUGCCUGAUUUCUUAUUCUGGAUGAUGAAGAGCUCUUGUGCUCUCAGAAGGGCAUCCUUAAAGUACUGCUAGCUCUGUACGUUAACAUGUUCUCUUUUUACCCUUCCAUUUUGCCCAGCUACAAAGCAAACCGAACAGGGAUGGAGAAGGGUGUUCCUGUCUAGUUCUUGGAAUGCUUUGCAGCCUAUUACGUUUCUUGAAGAUAUUCACAGGGCACCCACAUACCUAUCCUUUGAAUUGCCUACCACAGUUGGUAGGUGACAUAGGGGUAAGAGCAAAAUUACUAUUAUGAGCAAUUGAUGUAACUGAAACCAAAGCAUCAUUGAAGUUAAUAAUGAAAGUGGUCGCUGGAGGUCCUCGGAAGACGCCUUACGGCUGGGCCUGCCCCCUCUUUCACACAGAAAGACCGCGGAUCGCCGUGAGACGCCCCCGCCCCCAACCGCCGUCGCCCGGAGCAACGGGGCGGCCCGCGCCAGCCGGCGGGAGAGACCCUUAGCGGCCGGGCGGGAGGCGGGAUGGCCGCGUCGCGCUGCCCGGCGUGCGCCGAGCCCUGCGUGGAGCCGCGGCUCCUGCCCUGCCUGCACUCGCUGUGCGCGCCCUGCCUGCGGCGCCUGGGGACGCUGGGAGAGCCGGGCCGAGCCGCCGCCCUCAGCGUGCUGUGCCCGCUGUGCGACGCCGAGGUGGCGCUGCCGUCGGGCGGCCUCGGGCAGCUCAUCCCGGACUACACGGCGCUGAGGCGCGGCGGGGCCGCCGGCGCGGCGGGGUGCGACCUGUGCGCCGACGGAGCGGCUGCGAGGCGUUGCCAGACCUGCGGGGCGCGCCUCUGCCUCUUCUGCUGCCAGGCACACAGGAGACAGAAGAAGACUGCCUCCCAUGUCGUGAUGGAGCUGGAGAGCACCAGGGAUUGCAGCCAGGCUGAGAAGCCUUUCUUCUGCCCUUCCCAUCCCUCAGAGGAGCUGUGGCUGUUCUGCGAGCAGUGUGACCAGCCUGUAUGCCAGGAUUGCGUUGCACAAAGGCACCAGCAGCACCCCUAUGACUUCACCAGCAAUGCUGUGCACCGGCACAAGGACUCCCUGCAGAAGCUGCUGAGAAGCACCCAGCAGCGCAUGAGCACGUUAGAAGAUGUGCUGAGCCAGACUGAUGGUGUGGGCAGUGCCAUCCGUGCUCGUGCAGAGGCCGUGGCCGCGGAGAUCAGUCUGUUUGCCAGAGGAUAUGUGAAAGCGAUUGAAGAGCACCGGGACCGGCUGCUGAAGCAGCUGGAGGACCUGAAGGUGCAGAAGGAAAACCUGCUGCACUUGCAGAAGGCCCAGCUGCAGCAGCUCUUGCUGGACAUGAGGACAGGCGUGGAGUUCACAGAGCGCUUGCUGACAAGUGGCUCAGACCUGGGAAUCCUCGUCACCAAAGGGGUGGUGGCAAGUCGACUGGCAAAGCUGAACAGUACUGCUUACAGCACCCACCCCAGAGAGGAUGACAGCAUUCAGUUCUCUCCCCAGGAGAGGGCAGGGCAAUGUCAAGGCUAUGAGGUUUUUGGGGCCAUUAUCUGCAAAGCUGUUGAUCCAGCCAAAUGUACCCUGCAUGGGGAAGAUCUCUGCAGUGCCCAUCAGAAUGAGCUGACAGGCUUUACCCUACUCUGCAAUGACACCAUGGGAGAGCAGAUGGGGAGAGGAGGAGAAGCUGUGAUGGUCACCAUCACCCACAAGGACAAGAAGGACUGUGCAGUCAAACCAACAGUGUGUGAUAAUGGUGAUGGGACCUACCAUAUUUCCUACAGCCCUGAGGAGCCAGGCUUGUAUGCUGUCUGCGUCUAUGUGAAAGGGCAGCAUGUACAGGGCUCUCCAUUCAUUGUGAUGGUGAAAAGCAAGUUCCGCAAGCACCAAGGCAUGUUCCACUGCUGCACGUUUUGCUCCAGUGGAGGAAAGAAAGCUGCUCGCUGUGCCUGUGGAGGGACUAUGCCAGGUGGGUACCAAGGUUGUGGCCAUGGACACAAAGGUCACCCUGGAUGUCCCCAUUGGUCAUGCUGUGGACAAGUCAAAAUGAGCUCGGAAUGUCUGAGUGCGUUGCCCAGCGACAGAUCACAGAGGAGUUUGCUCAGGACAGUGGAACUCUGAGCAGCCAGUUGAGCCUCCCUGAGUUCAGGGCCUUCCUACUGGCUGCUGAAUGAGCACAUGUUGCAAGGAUCCCCACAACUACUGAAGAGCCAUCUUGCCAGAAAACAACACGGUGAUGGGUAUGAACUGAGAAAGGAGGGUGAGGGAAAAUAAAACUGUGCCUUAUAUUCUACCUGGG
This is a messenger RNA of Lagopus muta (rock ptarmigan), 5551 nucleotides long. RefSeq names its product tripartite motif containing 45 (gene TRIM45). NCBI's taxonomy places the organism in Eukaryota, Metazoa, Chordata, Aves, Galliformes, Phasianidae. Gene Ontology annotation, cellular component: nucleoplasm; chromatin. Bases 3781 to 5373 code for a protein of 530 amino acids. The transcript has 6 exons. The record is from RefSeq and is a predicted model, not a curated record. Gene Ontology annotation, biological process: positive regulation of DNA-templated transcription. Gene Ontology annotation, molecular function: ubiquitin-protein transferase activity; protein binding; zinc ion binding.